This is a messenger RNA of Pseudomyrmex gracilis, 5178 nucleotides long. RefSeq lists its product as uncharacterized. The record is from RefSeq and is a predicted model, not a curated record. The transcript has a single exon. Gene Ontology annotation, biological process: DNA integration. Gene Ontology annotation, molecular function: nucleic acid binding. Bases 1 to 5178 code for a protein of 1725 amino acids. Lineage: Eukaryota; Metazoa; Arthropoda; Insecta; Hymenoptera; Formicidae.
AUGGCAUCCAACGAAGAGUUGCUCAAAAUCAAACAAAGAAAAAAGAUAACUAAAGCUGGUCUCACACGAUUAGAAAGUUUUAUGAGAAAUAUUGAGCGCGAUACAGUCGAUCUUGACGAAGUAAAAUUAAGAUUGAAUACGUUAGAAGAAUUAUGGAAGUCUUUAAUAGAAAUACAGAUAGAGUUAUCGGUAUUAGACGAAAAUUUGACUGAUACACAAAUCGAUGAGGAGUUAGAAAGCUAUGAGGACAAAUACAUUAGAAUAAAGUUAUCAGGAGAAAAAAUAAUAAGAGAUCGCGUUAGACCAGCUGCUACAAACAAUGAUCUGGAUCAAUCAAUCGGCUUUAUNAACGAAAUACCGAGGCAAAAUAAUAGUCACAUAAGACUACCUAAAAUUGAUUUGCCCACAUUUGCGGAAGCCUAUGAAGAUUGGCAUCCAUUUUAUGAUAUAUUUAACUCCUUAAUUCAUUCUAAUGAGACUCUGAAUGACGUACAGCGUUUUCAUUACUUGAAAUCGGCAUUGAAAGGCGACGCGGCAGAAACUAUAGCGUCUUUGGAAAUAUCCAGUCUUAAUUAUGCCGAUGCUUGGUCCAGAUUAAAGGAUAGAUACGAUAACGAAAGACUUGCAGUGCAAAAUCACAUUAAAGCUAUUUUUGAUUUACCAUUAGUAAGGAAAGAGAACGGCAUAGCUAUUUGUACAGUGUUAGACGGCGUUCUGAAACACACAAGAGCGUUAAGAGCGUUAAAGCGACCUAUCUCACAGUGGGAUGAUUUAUUAGUACACAUAGUCACUAGCAAGUUGGAUUUUUACACGAUAAAGGAAUGGGAAAAUAGUUUGGACACGACGAGGAUACCCAGCUUUCAAGAGCUCACAGACUUCCUGGCACGAAGAUGUCAAACAUUAGAGGCUGUAGCUAGACGAGGUCAAUCGGUUCAAGUAGGUACUAAUACACGUCAAGCUGGUUCGUUAAAAACAACAGCAUCCCAUGCUGCUAUAACAAACGUAAAAUGUAUCCAUUGUAGCGAUAACCAUCCAAUUUAUAAGUGUAAGCAAUUUCAAAGGUUAUCCGUAAAUGAUCGAGCUAAUCAAAUUAAAUCCAAGGGUCUGUGCUUAAAUUGUUUCAAGGGGAAACAUUUCGCCAAAGAUUGCUUAAACAAGGUUUGUAAAAUAUGUGAGAAAAAGCAUAAUACGUUGUUACACGAUGAUCGCGAUACCUCGGAAAAUCAUAAGCAAGAAAUGGGAAAGCAAAUGUCAAAUCAAAGGUCCGAAACAAAAAAUCACGAGAAUGUCGUAUGUAAUCACGCUCAGACGAACGAAUUAACGAAAACAAGUCAGGUAUUAUUAUCAACAGCAGUGGUUAAGGUAAAAAACAGUGAUGGACAAACUAUCAUCGGUAGGGCACUGUUAGACAAUGGGUCCCAGUCUAAUUUUAUCACAGAAGAAUUNGCUAAAAAAUUAAAUUUAAAAUUCACAAGUAAUCAAAUAGAAAUCAAGGGAAUUAAUCAGCAUGUAACUCACGCUAUGAACUCGGUUAACUUAAGUGUGACUUCACGCUUCGAUACAUUUAAUAUGGAUAUACUAUGCAUAGUGUUACCUAAAAUUACGCAAAGCGUACCGACGUUUGAAUUCGUCAGAUCUGAUUGCAACAUUCCAAAGAAUAUCAAGUUAGCUGACCCAAAUUUCAAUUUAGCAGGUAAAAUAGAUUUACUGCUCGGGGCAGAAAGGUUUUGGGAGUUAAUUUGCGUAGGCCAAAUAAGGUUAGGAAAGAAUCAGCCGGUGUUACAAAAGUCAGUGUUAGGAUGGCUCGUAUCAGGUACUAUCAAUAUAUUCUUAAAUAAGCAAAAACAAACGAGUUGUAAUUUGAGCUUAGCUGAGGAUUUGAAUAAUACAGUGCAUAAAUUUUGGGAAGUAGAACAAUACGAAAAUUCGAAUUUUAUGACUCCUGAGGAUGAGUACUGCGAAACACAUUUUAAAAGUAGUUAUAGUCGUCAGUCAGAUGGCAAGUUUGUCGUCAAAUUACCGGUAAAGGAAGAGGUAUUAAAAGGCUUAGGUAAUUCUAAAGAAAUAGCUCAAAAAAGAUUAUACGCGUUAGAAAGAAAAUUUGCCAAUAAUUCUGCACUCAAGAGCGAAUAUGUGAAAUUUAUGAGUGAGUAUUUAACUUUAGGGCAUAUGAAACAUGCAUCAAAAUUGUCUGAUAACGAAAUACGAGUUUAUUUACCUCAUCAUGCAGUUAUAAAGGAAAGUAGUAAUACCACAAAAACUAGGGUAGUUUUUGACGCCUCCAGUAAAGGGUCCAAAGGAAAAUCGUUAAACGAUGCUUUGUAUAAAGGACCGGUGUUGCAAUCAGACCUCUUUACAAUAAUUGUUAGAUUUAGAAGUUUCAAAUAUGUAUUAUGCGCUGACAUUAAGAAAAUGUACAGACAAAUACUAAUACACAAAGACCAGCUUCCGUUACAAACUAUUUUAUGGCGUGAGAAUCCUCAUGAAGAAAUAGAGGAAUACGAAUUAAUGACAGUGACGUACGGUACAAAACCAGCAUCAUUUCUAGCAGUUAGAUGCAUACACGAAUUAGCUGCAAUCGAAAAGGUAAAUUUUCCUCUAGCUGCGAAGAUCAUAUGUAAAGAUUUUUACAUGGACGACCUUUUGACAGGCGCAAAUACAGUGGACGAUCUACUUCAAAUAAAAAAGGAUAUAACGGAAUUACUAUCAAAAGGGGGUUUCGAAUUGCAUAAGUGGAACACCAACAUUCCACGUAUACUUGAAAAUAUUCAAUGCUCUAAUGUCUCUGUAGAUAUCGAUAAAGAAACAGAAUCCAAGUUAUUAGGAAUAUUGUGGAACCCGUUGACAGACACAUUUUAUUAUAGGACUAACGCGAUUUGGACCGAUAAUCGUGUAACAAAACGAAAUAUGCUUUCUCAAGUAUGUAAAUUGUUCGACCCACUAGGUUUAGUGGGACCCGUGGUAACGAUGGCCAAAAUAUUAGUACAAAGUUUGUGGGCCCGGAGGGUGCAGUGGGAUGAGUCAGUCCCAAUGGACAUUUUUAAGUCCUGGCAUCAAAUAAGAUCACAAUUAAAAGUUCUAAAUACACUAGAAAUCCCGAGAGCGUUAAUUUCAGAAAGCACAGAUCUACAAGUACAAAUUCACGGAUUUAGUGACGCAAGUAAAAAAGCUUAUGGGGCAUGCGUAUACUUAAGAAGAAAAGAUAUAAAAAAUAAUGUAAACAUUACCCUAAUCUGUUCUAAAUCACGCGUAGCACCACUAAAGUCGUUAUCGUUACCGCGCUUAGAAUUAUGUGGUGCCACACUUUUAAUAAGCUUAAUGAACCGUGUAUUAGCCAGCUUGAACGUGAAAGUACAUGAAAAAUACCUUUGGACAGAUUCCAAAAUAGUGUUAGCAUGGAUAAAUUCGCCGGCGCACAGAUGGCAAGUUUUCGUAGCAAAUAGAGUUAGUGAAAUACAAAAUAGUUCUUCACCUUCUGAAUGGCAGCACGUAGGAUCGAAAGAAAAUCCUGCNGAUUUGAUUUCGAGGGGAGUCACACCAGAGCAAUUAAAACAGUCUUCUUUAUGGUGGGAAGGGCCUCACUGGUUAAAAGCGAGCGAAAGUACGUGGCCAAGGGAAGGUAAAGAAUUAUUAUUAGAAAACGUACCUGAGAAACGUAAAAGCGUUGUGAUUGCUACGGCUGUGAUAACUGAACCGAUACUAGAUUGUAAGAGAUAUUCGUCUUUGUAUAAGUUAUUUUGUGUAGUAGCUUAUGUAAGAAGAUUCGNACAUAANACAAGANGUGACGCUGUAGAACGCAGAANGGGACCUAUAGNGUUACAGGANAUUGAAGAUGCAAAGAAAAUAGUAAUCAAAAUNAUCCAANUUGANGAAUUUGAAGAAGAUAUAAAGCUNAUAAAACNUGGANNGAACGUCAGUNGUAAAUCGAGANUNNUNGCACUUAAUCCUUUUCUGGAUGAGGAAGGGAUACUACGAGUAGGAAGAAGAUUAAAGCAUGCGGCGUUACAAGAAACGUCCAAGAAUCCAGCCAUAUUACCGGCGACUCAUCAUUUUACAGCCCUGGUAAUAACACGUUAUCACAAAGAGCUGCUGCAUGCUGGAGUUCAAACAACCUUAAACGCCAUCAGAGAGAAGUUUUGGCCGAUUCUUGCGAAGAAUCAAAUUAAGAAGAUUAUUCGUAACUGUGUCAAUUGCCGGAAGGCAAAUCCUACACUGAUUCAUCAAAUUAUGGGUCAACUACCACCAGUAAGAGUUAAUGAAGCUCGACUAUUUUGUAAUACUGGGGUGGACUAUUGUGGUCAUUUCUACGUGCGCGACAGAAUACGUAAGAACAGCAAAAAGUACAAAUGUUAUGUAGCCCUAUUUAUUUGCAUGGCUACGAAGGCAAUACACAUUGAGCUGGUUGAAGAUUUAACUACGGAAUCGUUCAUAGCAGCAUUCACACGAUUUGUGGCACGAAGAGGAAAGGUAAGAAAUGUGUAUUCCGACAACGGCACAAACUUCGUUGGCGCCAAUCGAGAAUUUCAAGCACUGUAUCAAAGUNAGGAGUUCAAGAGGGACAUUUCGGAAUUCGCAACUGCUGANCAAAUCACUUGGCAUUUUAUACCAGCAAGAUCUCCCCAUUUUGGUGGCUUGUGGGAAUCAGCAGUUCGUUCUAUGAAGCGACAUCUAAAACGAACUGUAGGAGAUGCCUGCCUUACUGUAACGGAAAUGAUCACAGUAUUGACGCAGAUAGAGGCUAUACUAAACUCAAGACCGUUAACGCCGUUAUCAGAUGAUCCAACAGAUUUAAGAGCGUUAACGCCUGGACAUUUUAUAAUUGGAGAAAAUCUCAUGUCGGUUCCUGAAUUUGAUUUACGAGAAAUUAAGAUGAAUAGAUUAUCCAGAUGGCAGUAUGUAGAGCAAAUAAAACAGCACUUCUGGACUAGAUGGAAAAGGGAAUAUCUGUCAACUUGUCAGCAGAGAACCAAGUGGAAAACUGACACUCAUAAUAAAAUAAAAAUAGGACAGUUAGUUUUGUUAAAAGAGAGCGAUACGAUGCCUUUAAAAUGGACGCUAGCUAGGGUUGUUGAAAUACAUCCUGGUUCGGAUAAUAUUGUACGAGCGGUUACUGUGCGUAGUAAUAAAGGGACAUAUAAAAGGUCUAUUGUUAAUAUUUGUCCUUUAGUAGACGACUAA